AUGGACGACCUCUCAGGCCUGGACUGGUCCUCCAGCAGCUCGACGAACAAGCAAAACCCCCCCAAACCGACCCUCGCCGCCCAAUCAGCGGCCUUUGGUGCCGCCUCGUCCUACGCAUCGCUACGACCAACACCGCCACCCGGCGUGGGCUCGGGUUCGGGCCGCAACACACCCCUAUCAAAUCUCUCGGCGCAAGGAUCCGGAGCAUCAGCUGGCGUGGGUGCCCGGCAGCUGCCCUCGGCGGCUCAGAAGCCCGGCCAGGACAGCUUCAGCGGCCUGAUCAACUUCGGCGCCAACAAGAACCCGGCGAACCUCAGCUUGCGCGAGCAGCAGGAGCGCCUUGACGCGGAGAAGCGACGCAAAGAGGAUGAGAAGCGCAAGCAGACACAGGCCAACUAUGGCGACGGGCAGUUCUUUGACAUCCUGGGCCGUGGCGGCAGCGGCUCGGCGGGCACGUCGCGCACAGGAUCGCCUGCGCUGGCACCACCACCGGCCCCGAUCUCGCGGGGUGCCUCUCCUUUAAAUGGUGGCAGCAGCGGCGACGAUGACCUGUUUGCGGCGUUCAAUGCCGACACCAAAGUUGACCAGGCCAGCCACUUUCCACCGCCAGCCGCCAACCCAUCGGGCAAGUCGACCCCUACGCCCGCUCUUGACCUCAGCAACCCCAGCGCCUGGGGCAAGCCGCCGAUAGCGAGCAACGGCACCGGCACCGGAACCGGCACCGCGACACAAAAUACUUUGACGUUGGACGACGACGAUCCGUUUGGACUGAAUCAGCUGCAGGCACGGACGACUGCCCCACCUCCUGCACCGGCGCCGACUUCGGGCGGGGGUGUCGACGACGACGAUGAUUUCCUCGGCGAUCUGGCCAAACCCGUGGACGAAGUGCGGCGGAAGACGGAGGCACAGCGGUGGCAAGAGGCGCAGCAACAGCGGCGACAGAGAGAGCCAGAGCCGGGCAAGCCUAUUGAACCUUCCGACUCCGACUCCGACUCUGACUCAGACGUCGGCGGCGGCGGCGGCGGCUUUACAAAGACGGGCGACCCCAAGUUCGACAACGCCGUAGCACAGCUGGUGGAUUACGGGUUUAGUGCCGAGGAUGCACAAAGGGGCCUCACUGGGAGCGGGCGGGGCUAUGACGUGCAAGCGGCCGUGAACUGGCUGCUGGACGACGCACAUCGGCAAGCCAAGGAGAAGGCCGGUGUGAAGCAAGGUGGUGGCCGUGGUGGUGCGGAUCAGCUGCGGGCCGAGGAGGGCGCCAGCCGCACUUCGAGCCGCAGUCGGAACCAAGGCGGCCCGGCGUGGAUGCGCGACGCCGAGGUGGGUGGCCACUCUGGCACGGGCGACGGCCGGUCGCAUGCUGCUUCUGUCGAUGGCGACUUUGCCAAGACCGCCGCGGCCAUGGGAACAAACUUCCUCAAGACGGCCAACUCCUUGUGGAAGACGGGCCAGAAGCAGCUGCAAAAGGCCGUGCAGGACUUCCAACAAGAGGGUGACCCCACCCAGCCCAAGUGGAUGCGGUCUGCGGGCCAGGAGCACAUGGGCGCACCACACGAUGGGGGCGACGCGCGGCGGCGGCAUACUGGGACGGCUGCAUCGGCCGCCUCGGCCACCGACGAGGCCAUGAUGCUCGAGUCGGGCGCACGGCCCGAGCGGAGACAGCACAGCUCACGGCCCCCAGCAGCUGGCGCAUCCCUGUCCGAGCAGCCACGGUACCGUAACGAGAGCCCGUCGUCCCGGACACAGUCGCCUGCUGGUGGGUUCGCUUCAGGGCCACCAAGCCGGAACAGCCCUGUUCCUCGUUGGCAGCAGCAGAACGCUAGUGCUUCUGACCCGCGAGCACGGCUCACCAAGCAAGCGGUUGAAGAAGAGAGCGCACAAGUCUACGUCAGCCCUGCUCGGCGACGGAAGGCGGCGACGGCGUCUCCGGCCCCUGAGCCCGCCAGCAAACACGUCGACGCCCCGCCCGAAGGCGACCUGCUGUCCAACUCGACUGCUCUGCCACAACGGCCAGCAGCAUCCCAACAACGGCCCGCGGGCACGGGCGCGGGCGCGGGCGCGGGCGCUUCUGGCCGCCCAACGCCGCGCGCCACGCCGAGCCCACGGCCACCCAAGGUCGCGCGCCAGGUGCCGGCCGUCAACUCGUUCGUCCUCCAGGCAUCGGCCAAGCACCGUGCCGACGGAGCGGCCCACUUCAAGCGGGGAGACUACGCGGCAGCACAUGCAUCCUACGCGGCGUCGUUGACCGACAUUCCGCCGUCGCACCCGCUGCUGGUGGUGCUGUACUGCAACCGCGCGCUGACGGCACUCAAGACGGGCGAGCCGCGGCAGGCCGCGGCCGACGCCGACUCUGCGCUGGCCGUCAUUGGCCCCGGCAAGGGCGAGGGCGAGUCGGUCAGCCUCGAAGACGGCACGGGCGCCACGCGUGACCUGCGCGACCUGUACGGCAAAGCCAUGACGCGCAAGGCGGAGGCGCUGGAGCAGAUGGAGAAGUGGGGCGAGGCCGGGCAGGUGUGGCAGCAGUGCGUGGAGAGCGGCGUGGGCGGUGCGACGGCGAUUGCGGGACGGCAACGGUGCCAGACGGCGCUGGCGCCCAAGCCCAAGCCAACUCACAAAGCGGCGGCAGCCGCUGCCGCCUCUGCUGUGUCGCGGCCGGCACGGCCCAGCGCCAGCAGCGCUCUUGGCGGACUGGCAGGGACGGCCACGCCGACGUCGGCGAGCGGCCGCGACUUUGAGGCGGUGCAGCGGCUGCGGGCGGCCAACGAGGCGGCGGCGCGCGAGGACUCGGAGAAGCUGGGGCUGCUGGACCAGGUGGACGCGCGCGUGGCGGCGUGGCGCGACGGCAAAAAGGACAAUCUGCGGGCCCUGCUGGGCAGUCUGGAGCGGGUGCUGUGGGAGGGCAGCGGGUGGAAGCCGGUGGGCCUGCACGAGCUGGUGAUGCCGAACAAGGUCAAGAUUAUCUACAUGCGGGCGAUUGGCAAGACGCACCCGGACAAGUUGCCGCAGGACGCGUCGACGGAGAUUCGGAUGAUUGCGGGGACGGUGUUUGCGACGCUCAACGAGGCCUGGGACAAGUUCAAGGCGGACAACAAGAUGUAA
This is a messenger RNA of Sporothrix brasiliensis 5110, 3099 nucleotides long. Its product is annotated as uba ts-n domain containing protein. The transcript has a single exon. Gene Ontology annotation, biological process: clathrin-dependent endocytosis; clathrin coat disassembly. Lineage: Eukaryota; Fungi; Ascomycota; Sordariomycetes; Ophiostomatales; Ophiostomataceae. Gene Ontology annotation, molecular function: clathrin binding. Gene Ontology annotation, cellular component: intracellular membrane-bounded organelle; vesicle; cytoplasm. The record is from RefSeq and is a predicted model, not a curated record. Bases 1 to 3099 code for a protein of 1032 amino acids.